UAUAAACAAACGAAAAACAAAAUAAAUACUAAAACAAAAUCUUCAAAAAUUAAAUUUAUUUUGACUCAUGAUUCAGCUUUUCAUUUGUACAUAUCCAAUUUGCAUUGAACAAAACAUUAAUUGAAUUAAUGUUACAAUUUUCAUAGUAUUUUUCCACACUUGUGAUUGAUAAUGGGCAACUUGUUUGGAAAAUCCAACAGUAAAUCAAAAGUAAGCCGAGUAACUGAUCAGGAUAAAGCUGUACUGCUAUUGAAACAACAGAGAGACAAGUUGAAACAAUACCAAAAGCGAAUAGAACUACAGCUAGAAAAAGAUCGCGAAAUUGCAAAGAAAUGUUUAGCAGCCGGAAGAAAAGAACGAGCGAAAACACUGCUUCGCAAGAAAAAAUAUCAGGAGAAACUGCUUACCAACGCCGAUGCACAAAUAGAAACAAUCGAAAAGUUAGCCUCGGACAUAGAAUUUGCACAGGUAGAGGCUCAGGUCGUCAGUGGUCUUAAGGUGGGCAACGAAGCCCUGAAGAAGGUGAACGAAAUCCUUUCGAUUGAGGAAGUCGAACAGAUACUGGACGAAACGCGGGAAAGCAUUGAAAAGCAGCAGGAGAUCGAUGCCCUGCUGAACGGCGUCCUGACGGAGGAAGACGAGGAAGAAGUGCUAGCGGAAUUGGAAGAGCUCGUUGCCGGCGAGGAGGAUGGAAAGGAAAACAUUGAUGAACGGUUGCCCGAUGUGCCAGAACAUGAACCAGAGCAUGAAAGGAAACGCAAGGAAAAAGACUCGGAACGCUCGGGGAAGAAAGUAGCCCUAGAGGCGUGAGCGGUGAUAAUGUAGUGGAUAUUGGAAACGAAACUAACAACGUUUUUUAUCAUUGGAUUUUUAAACCGAACAGCUUUUUAUGGAAAGGAAAAGUUUGGAUGUUCCGUGGAUGUUAAAUGUGCAAGCAUUUACAAAUAGAGGAAAACCAUUAUUUUUGUUGUGGCUAUUUUUAAUUAAAAUGAUGCGAUAAUAUAUUAUGUAAAAAAA
Molecule: messenger RNA, 1017 nt
Organism: Armigeres subalbatus
Lineage: Eukaryota; Metazoa; Arthropoda; Insecta; Diptera; Culicidae
Gene: Vps20
Product: charged multivesicular body protein 6
Exons: 4
Coding region: 172-810 (212 amino acids)
Biological process (GO): vesicle budding from membrane; late endosome to vacuole transport via multivesicular body sorting pathway
Cellular component (GO): ESCRT III complex; multivesicular body
Source: RefSeq, a predicted model, not a curated record